CCAAGCAAAUGGCAAAAUUUCGAAGAGCUUCUCACCGCCUUUCUACAGUUGGCCGCCACCUGAAACGGAACAUGUCAGGCUCGCACUUUACACCGGGCAAGACAAAGAAGUUAAUUCUCAAAUAUUGUAAAAAAUAUCGAGAGCAUUGCUGCCUGCUCUUCGUAUUCGAUCAUCCUUGGAAGUGACUCUGCAUCUCAAAUAAUUCCCGAUAAAUCGUGUUAAAAGGACAACCGGGCAAGUCGCUUAACCAAGUGUGGGGCAAUUUUUCCAAACUCCCAUCUGGCUGAACCCCACCACGUUCUGCGCAGCGCACAAAAUCUCGUCAAUUAUCCCGACGACGAAGAUCCCCAGUCCCCGCGGCAGCACAACCCAACCACAUCGGCAACCCAUCCGUUUUCGCAGCAGAUCCACGAUACGGACUAGCCCGAUUUAUUGCCCAGCAUGGCGCCGUCGUUCGACCACUUGCGCGAUGAGGACCUCGAUGAGGAGGAUUUCGACAUGGACGAGGUCGACAUCUCAGAUCUCCGCGAGAAAUACGAAGUCCAGCUAGAGCAGGGCUAUGACACAUUUGUCGUCGUCGACGGCUUGCCCGCGGUUACCGAGGAGCAAAAACCGAAGCUCAUCAAAUUUUUACUAAAGAAACUCAACACGGUCGGGAGGGUCAGUGAGGAUUCAGUCUACAUGCCCAUGGGCGAUGACGGCUUGUCGCUGAGGUUUGCCUUUGUUGAAUACUCGUCGCCCGCCGAGGCCGCCGCGGCCGUGCGGCAGCUCGACUUCACCCCGCUCGACAAGAAGCACACCCUGCGCGUCAACAAGCUCACCGAUGUUGACCGGUAUGGGCGGGAGGGCCGCAUCGACGAGGAGUACACGGCGCCCAAGAUCGAAGAGUUCCAGGAGAAGGAGCACCUCCGAUCUUUCAUGUCGGACCCGAGCGAGCGUGGCAGAGACCAGUUUGUCAUGUUCAGGGGGGAGACGGUGGGCGUGUUCUGGAACAACGAGAAGGACCAACCAGAGAAUAUUGUCGACCGGCAACAAUGGACCGAAACCUUCGUUCAGUGGUCGCCUCAGGGGACAUAUCUCACAUCCGUCCACGCUCAGGGCGUGCUACUCUGGGGUGGCGCCUCAUGGGCGAGGCUCAGGCGGUUCCCGCACCCCUUCGUCAACCUGGUCGCCUUCUCACCUAACGAAAAGUAUAUGGUCACCUGGUCAAACCGGCCCAUCUCGAUCCCCGACAGCGGACACUCCGCCCUAUCGCUCGACGACGACGGCAAGAACUAUGUCAUCUGGGACCUCGAGACAUCCAAGCCCCUGCGGUCGUUUGCCCAGCAGGACACACCAGCAACCGGCGAUGAUCCGGCCAAGAAGCCGGCCAAGUUCCCCUGGCCCGCGUUCAAGUGGUCCGCAGACGACAAGUACGUGGCAAGGCUGAACCAAGGCACCUCGAUCUCCGUGUACGAGCUUCCCAAAAUGAAUCUCAUGGACAAGACGGCGAUCAAGAUCGAGGGCGUCAUGGACUUUGAGUGGGCGCCCGCCACCCCGCGCCGGGACGGCGUCAAGACAUACGAACAGCUCUUCUGCUUCUGGACACCCGAGAUCGGCAGCAACCCCGCGAGGGUCGGCCUGAUGAGCAUCCCCUCCAAGCAAAUCGUUCGGUCGCUCAACCUAUUCAGCGUGUCCGACGUCAAGCUCCACUGGCAAUCUGAUUCCUCCUAUAUCUGCGUCAAGGUUGAUCGGCACUCCAAGUCCAAGAAAUCCCAGGCGACAACGCUCGAGAUAUUCCGCGUCAAGGAAAAGGGCGUGCCCGUCGAGGUGGUCGACACCAUCAAGGACACAGUCAUUAACUUUGCCUGGGAGCCUAAGGGUGAUCGGUUCGUCAUUAUCACCAACCCCGAACCGGCCGGCGCCGUUGCUGUCGCGCCCAAGACCUCGGUCGCCUUUUUCUGUCCUGAGAAGGCCAAGGGCAACGCGGUCGGCAACUUCAAGCACCUGCGGACACUCGACAAGAAGAACAGCAACGCCAUCUACUGGUCACCAAAGGGCCGCUUCGUCGUCGUCGCCGCCAUCGCCAACACCCAGAGCUCCGACCUCGAUUUCUUCGACGUCGACUUUGAGGGCGAGAAGCCAGAGGGCGAGAAGGACCUCACGGCGAACCUGCAGCUGAUGAACACAUCGGAGCACUAUGGCAUGACCGACAUCGAGUGGGACCCCUCGGGCCGCUACGUCGCCACCUGGGCGUCAUCGUGGAAGCACGCGAUGGAAAACGGCUACCACCUCUACGACUUCCGCGGCGAGCCGCUGCGCGAGGAGGCGAUCGAGAAGUUCAAGCAGUGGUCGUGGCGGCCGCGGCCGGCGACGCUGCUGACCAAGGAGGAGCAGAAGCAGAUCCGCAAGAACCUGCGCGAGUACUCGCGCGUCUUCGAGCAGGAGGACGCCGAGCGCAUCAGCAGCGCCGACGUCGCCGUCGUCGACGCCCGCCGCCGCAUGCUGCUCGAGUGGGUCGCCUGGCGCGAGAGCAUGGACGAGGAGCUCGCCGAGGACCGCGCCGCCCUCGGCCUGCCCGAGGACCCCGUCGCCGAGCUCCUCCAGAAGAAGACCGCGGCUGCUGCUGCCCCUGCGGGCGAGGAGGUCGAGGAGCAGGUCGUCGAGGAGAUCAUGGAGGAGGUCCUCGAGGAGACGGAGGAGAUUGUCAAUUAGACUGCUGCCGCCGCUCCUGCUGCUGGUGCUGCUGUGUAACGUUGAGUUUGUGCCUCAGGUUAGGGCGGGAGCGCGUGAAAUUCUAUCCGUUUGUCCCGUCUGGGCAAAUUUCUUCCUUCCUCUCUCUGUCGCGCUACGCCGGGUGCUUGUCCUGGAUUCUUGGUGGAUGCACAGUCCUCUGGAGCUGGGAAACGGGUUCGAGUGGGAUCGGGACGGGGGCCAUGGUGGGGUGGUUUGAGUUUGGGGUUGGGGUUGGGUUUGGGUUCGGGCCCCGGAGAAUGAAGAUGGUAGUUAACUAGUGGUGAGGGCAUCAAAA
This is a messenger RNA of Chaetomium fimeti, 3010 nucleotides long. Its product is annotated as eukaryotic translation initiation factor 3 subunit B. Lineage: Eukaryota; Fungi; Ascomycota; Sordariomycetes; Sordariales; Chaetomiaceae. Gene Ontology annotation, cellular component: eukaryotic translation initiation factor 3 complex. Gene Ontology annotation, biological process: translational initiation. The coding region runs from base 442 to 2694 and encodes 750 amino acids. Gene Ontology annotation, molecular function: translation initiation factor activity; translation initiation factor binding; RNA binding. The transcript is spliced from 3 exons. The record is from RefSeq and is a predicted model, not a curated record.